UCAUGUAUAGUACUUCUCGAAACAGUUGGAACUUCAGAUCUCAUAGAAUUUCACUCACAGCCACAAAGCAAAGAGAAGCACGGUGUUAAUUCUUAGCAGUAACACUAGCUACCAUUUUAUUACACUCCUCUUGAAACUUGCCAUCUCAGUAACCAUUCCCACGAAAUCUCAUUCUUUGCAUUUGUUUAGAUGUUAAUUAGCAUCCGAUGAAGAAAAAGAAUCAAACUUUUUCCUUCUUUACUCCUUUUACUCUCAUUUGCUUCUUUGUUUUUAGCAAUGCAGCUCUUACAGACUCGUUGCCACCAGCAAAUGUUCAAAGAAAGGCUUUGGGUUAUAGAGAGAAGUUUCUUUCAAUGGAGGAUCAUGCUGCCAACUUACCUUCUCUUACAUUUCAAAACCCAAGACUCAAAAAUGCUUAUGUUGCUCUCCAAGCAUGGAAGGAAUCUAUAGUCUCUGAUCCCAUGAAUUUAACUUCCAACUGGGUUGGAUCCGAUGUUUGCAAUUACACUGGAGUCUUCUGCUGGUCUGCUCCCGACAAUCCAUCUCUUCAAACUGUUUCUGGGAUUGAUCUGAAUCAUGCCGACAUUGCUGGCCACUUGGUUGAAGAGAUUGGACUCCUUACAGAUGUGGCAAUUUUUCAUGUUAACUCCAACAGAUUCUGUGGUAGAAUCCCAAAAGCUAUGAAGAAACUUAAGCUUCUGUACGAGCUCGAUGUAAGCAACAAUCGUUUUUCAGGCCCGUUUCCUUAUGUAGUUCUUGAUUUGCCUGAUCUCAAGUACCUUGAUCUUCGAUUCAAUGAGUUUGAAGGUAAUGUUCCGAGGGAGCUAUUUGAAAAGAAUCUGGAUGCAAUAUUUAUAAACGAUAACAGAUUUGGUUUCGAGUUGCCUGACAAUUUCGGUAACUCACCGGUUUCGGUUAUCGUUCUUGCAAACAACAAGUUCCAUGGUUGUCUUCCUGCAAGUAUCGGAAACAUGUCGAAAACUUUGCACGAGCUGAUCUUGCUGAACAGUGGGCUACGUUCAUGUCUGCCUAAGGAGAUAGGGUUGCUCCAUAAUUUGACGGUUUUUGAUGCAAGUUACAACAAGCUGAUGGGAGAAUUGCCUGAUGAAAUUGGAGAAAUGAAGAGCUUGGUUCGAUUUGCUGUGUCUCAUAAUAUGAUCACAGGGAGUAUUCCCAAGAGCUUUUGCAAGCUUCCCAGUUUGGAAAGUUUUCAUUUUGGCUAUAACUUCAUUACCGGUGAGCCGCGGGUGUGCUUGAGGUUGGAUGAUAUUGACGAUAACAGGAAUUGCUUAAGGGAUCGGCCAAAGCAGAGAUCUCAUUUGCAAUGUGAAGGGUUCUUGUCCAGACCAACAGUUGAUUGUAAAGCUUUCAAAUGUCACAAGUUUGACAUUUCUCCGCCUGGGUCGCCACCACUUGCUCCGCCAGUGCAUUCGCCUCCCCUUCCUAAACCUUCCUCUCCUCCACCACCAGUGUAUUCGCCUCCUCUACCACUGCCUUCCCCUCCACUUCCACCUCCACCAGUUCAUUCACCUCCUCCACCACGACAUUCCUCUCCUCCACCACCGGUUUUUUCGCCUCCUCCACCUCGACAUUCCUCUCCUCCACCACCGGUUUUUUCGCCUCCUCCACCAAGACGUCAUUCUCCCCCUCCACUACCUCUACCUCCACCUCCACCGCCAUCUCGUUUACCCCCUAUUCAUCCACCUCCACUGGUUCAUUCACCUCCACCACCGCCAUUGCUAAGACCACCAUCACUGCCUCCACCCAGAUCACCACCACGAUCACCACCGCGACCACUAUUAUCUCCACCACCUCCACCAGCUCCAGCAUACAAUGGGCCAUUUCCACCAAUAAUUGGCGCCCCAUAUGCAUCUCCACCACCACCACAAUUUUAUUACUGAUUUGUUAUUUAGAAAGAUUUGUCUCCUUUCGCCAAUCCAAUUGAUAGCUUCAUCAGUUCUCAUGUAUUGGUUGUUCUUCCAGCAAGAAGAAAAUGAAUGUGAUAUAAAAUCCUUCUAACAAUCUCUUAUUCAAAGCUAAUUUCUCUUGCGUUUGAAUAAUUG
Manihot esculenta (cassava) is the source of this 2063-nucleotide messenger RNA. Its product is annotated as leucine-rich repeat extensin-like protein 4. Gene Ontology annotation, molecular function: protein binding. The coding region runs from base 207 to 1901 and encodes 564 amino acids. Lineage: Eukaryota; Viridiplantae; Streptophyta; Magnoliopsida; Malpighiales; Euphorbiaceae. The record is from RefSeq and is a predicted model, not a curated record. The transcript has a single exon.